Molecule: messenger RNA, 1884 nt
Organism: Cladocopium goreaui
Lineage: Eukaryota; Dinophyceae; Suessiales; Symbiodiniaceae
Source: the annotation of a GenBank genome assembly
AUGCUGGCUGCACCAGCCAGAACCGAAGGCGCCGCUGGCGCCGUCUUCGCCUGCGCCAAGCGCAGCCAGUGGCAGCAGACCCUCUGCGCCUUGGAAAACGUUUGGCCUCGCGAGAUACGAGUCUACAGCGCGGCCGUCAAUGCUUUGGCGCGCAGCGUGCAGUGGCGAGCUGCCCUGCAGGUGUUUCAGGACCUGACCGAAGAGGCGCAGCCCGAUGUGGUGCUCUUCAGCAGCCUCUGCAAGGCCUGCGCUUUGGCAUCGCGCUGGGCGCAGGCGUCACAGCUCUUCCUGGAGGCCACCAGGAGCCUUCAGCCAGAUGUCAUUCUGUUUAGCACUUGCCUGAGCGCUUGCAGUACUGCAGAACAGUGGGAACACGCUCUGGAUUUCUUUGGACAACUUCAGGACGCGCAGUUGCAGCCGGAUGUUGUUGUGUACAACUCCUGCAUCAGUGCUUGUGGCAAAGGACAAGAGUGGGAAAACGCCAUGAUUUUACUCGAAGAGUUGCAGUCUGAAAAUUUGCAGCCAACGCAGGUGACCUUCAACGCAGCGUUGAGUGCCUGUCAAAAAGCGGGACUCUGGCAGCUCGCCAUUCACCUCAAAACUCAGAUGAAGGAGUCGGGGCUGAGCCCUGACAUGCUGAGCAAAAACUGCUUACUGGCUGCGUGCGCCUGUGCUGCCCGGUGGAUUGAGGCCUUAGAGAUCUUUGCCCAUGGCGAGCCUUUCGGAAAGGCAGAUGUGGUCAGCUCCACCGGCGUUAUCAUCGCCUGCGGUGCUGCCUCUGAGUGGCAGAGAGCGCUGCAGAUGUUCCAACAGCUGGACCUCUCUGACCUCUCCGCGCGCAACGCCGCCAUCAGCGCGCUCAGUCCGGCCGGACAGUGGCAACAUGCGCUGCUGUUGCUACAGAAGGGCUUGGCCCUCCGGCAAGCAGAUAGCAUCAGCUUCAACGCAACAAUCGAUAGCUGUGAAGAACCAGGCCAAUGGCAAGUGGCCCUUCAGCUGCUUUCGGCUGCCCAGAGUGCUCGGCUGGCUGAUGUGGUGUCGUUCAACAGUGCCAUCAGUUGCUGCCAGACAGGCCUCCACUGGCGCCUAGCGCUGGCUCUGCUGUCCUCCCUCAAUUCCUCCGAUCUCCGGACCACAGUGGUCUCCUACAGCAGCGCCAUCAGCGCGGUAGGCAACAAGUGGCACAGGGCGCUGCAGCUGGUGCAGCAGUUACGAAUCGCUGGUCUGCAAUGCAAUGUGAUCUCCCAGAACGCCGCCCUCUCAGCCUGUGAGAAAGGUGGUGAAUGGUGCCUGGCCACUCACCUGCUCUGCGGCUUUGCGCAAAGGCGGCUUCGCCGCAGCGUGGUGAGUUUCAACGCCUGUGGCAGCGCCUGUGAGAAGGGCGCUGUCUGGAGACAGGCCUUGGAUCUUCAUCGUGGCAUGCAGGUGAACCGCAUGCAGGCAGAUGACAUCAGCUUCAUUGCAACUUUGGGCGCAGCUGAAAAGUGCUGCCACUGGCUGCAGACCUUGCGGCUGCUGGCGAUGCUGAAGGCGCCGGACAUCGGCACCUGCAACUGUGCCAUCAGUGCUUGCAAGAGGAGCCAGCGUUGGCAGCAUGCCAUGGAAGUAUAUCGCUCUGUCAUCGCCAGGCGUCUUCGCUGCGACGUCAUCACCUGGAGCUCCCUGAGCGCCGUUUUGGAUGCGGCGUGUCGUACCAUGGAGCUGAGACGAAACCUGGAAGAGCUUCGAAGAUUUUUGCGCGGCAACGUCAAAACGUCGUGGCCGACCGAAGCCUGGAAUCAUGGGAAGGCCCAAAUGGAUAAUAGUGGUUGGGAAUUAAUAAACCAUGAUUGUAAGCAAGUUUUCAGGUUAGUGAAAUAUGAUAAUCUACCCAGAAUUCUGUAA